GAGGGAGGAGGAGGGGGGUUGUUCCAGAGAAAGAAGUUGAAUGGAUCCGAGGGUCGCCUGGAUUCAACCCGAACAGAAAGGACCUGCCAACGCCUUAUGGAUGCACGUCUGGGAGACCUCUCAGAGAGUUGGGACUCGGAUCCACAGCCUGCAGCCGGCGGCGCUGGAGCUUUUAAAAAAUGUGGCAUCGAGCAGGAGCCAUCACGGUAUCAUGAACGGCUCCGCUAGCAUCAACGGCACCGCUGCGGUCUGCUCGCCGCCGGGGGUUACUUUGUCCAACGGUAACCUCCGAAACGCUCCUCCGGCCGCGGCCGAGCCAGGUGAGGAGGAAGAGGAGGAGGGCAGAACCCUGCCCCCCAAAACCGGAUCGGGGUCUUCGCACCAAUCCGGAACGGACAGCCCCCCUCCCGGCGCCUCGCUAAACAGCACGUCGGGUGGAAGCGGAACAUGCAGCAUGAAUAAAAACGUCGGCGGUGCCAAUCUGCUCUUCAGCCUGAGCGACAGCGUGGACAACCUUUACCACCAUCAUUACCGACAGCUUCAGCCGGCGGCGUUCAACCUGCUACAGACUUGCGCCAAGAGGCAUCAUCAGGUUGAGGCUCCUGUAGCUGUAAGCCACCCUCACAGCCAUCACCCGGGCCGGAGGAAAAUUGACAACAAGGCGAGCACUUACGGCAUCAACUACGUCCUCUCAAAUUGCACUAAUGGCAACUACGUGAACGUUUUGACACCGUGGAAGACCAGGAACUACAACCCGGGAGUCCUCGGACUGCAUGAGGAAUUGAUGGACUUCUACAACUACAUGUGUCCUCGGCCGGAGGAAGCUGCUAUGAGAAAGGAGGUGGUGAACAGGAUACAGAUGAUCAUCAAGGAAUUGUGGCCAACUGCAGAUGUCCAGAUAUUUGGCAGCUUCAGCACAGGAUUGUACCUUCCAACAAGUGACAUUGACCUGGUGGUGUUUGGAAAGUGGGAGCGUCCCCCUUUGCAAGAACUAGAACAAGCGCUUCGUAAACAUAACGUAGCCGAACCUUUCUCCAUCAAAGUGCUCGACAAGGCCACAGUGCCAAUCAUCAAACUCACAGAUCAGGAGACUGAGGUGAAGGUGGACAUCAGUUUUAAUGUGGAGACUGGAGUCAAAGCAGCAAGUUUUAUUAAAGACUAUGUUAAGAAGUAUCCGGUACUGCCUUACCUGAUCUUUGUACUGAAGCAGUUUCUGCUGCAAAGAGACCUAAAUGAAGUCUUUACUGGGGGAAUCAGCUCUUACAGCCUCAUUCUUAUGGUCAUCAGCUUCCUACAGCUCCAUCCUCGCAUUGAUGCCAGGAACCCUCAUGAGAACUUGGGCAGCUUGCUCAUCGAGUUCUUUGAGCUGUACGGCCGCCAUUUUAACUACUUGAAAACAGGAAUCCGCAUCAAAAAUGGAGGCGCGUACAUAGCCAAAGAGGAGAUGAUGAAGGCCAUGAUGAACGGAUACAGGCCAUCCAUGCUGUGCAUAGAGGACCCUCUUCUUCCAGGAAAUGAUGUCGGCAGGGGUUCCUAUGGUGCCAUGCAGGUCAAGCAUGUGUUUGACUACGCCUACACCGUUUUGAGUCAUGCCGUUUCACCGCUCGCGCGAUCAUAUCCCAACAGAGACUCUGAAAGCACCCUAGGCAGGAUAAUCAGGUUGACCCAGGAAGUGAUUGACUACAGGGAAUGGAUCAUCAAGAAGUGGGGCGGCAGGGAUCUGCCACAAACGGAUGGCAGAGUUUCACCUGCCAAGGAGUCGGUGAAUGAGCAGACGUUCCGCUGUGUCAUAGAUGUUACUGUCGGAGUGGACGAACAGCAGAGGGACUCGGUGUCGCCUCCCAGCGCCGACUCCCCCAUGUCCAUCUCCAGCCCUCAGCAGCACUCUUCAGCCUCGUCUGUGUCUUCUCUCUCUGGAUCAGACAAUGACUCUGAUUCGACGUUGCCUUGCCCUCCUCUUCCUCCACCCGCAGCCCUCCCACCAUAUCCACCUAUUCAGCACCUGGGCCUCGCUUUACCACCAGCCCUCAGCAUGGGCACGGGCAAGCCUGCUUUGGGAACACAUCCUCUCCUCGUGCCCACAGGUUCACAGGCUCGUGUCUCACUGCCUGGCGGUCUAACAGUGCACUCCAUACCUGCCAGACACAUGUGUAUAGACACUGGAAUCUCACCGUUCUUCCACAUGCCUCCCCCUGCUCAUGCUCACACUCCCGCCCCUACAAGCACCCAGCCUCUGCCCAGCCACGCACACAAGAAUGGAGCCAAGUUCAACGUGAAGGUCUUCCACAACCCGGCGUUGGUGAACAAUCCCGUCCUGAUGAACCGAGGGCACACACACUCGCACACACAGUACCACCGAAACACGUGGCGACGCAGAAAAAGAGACAGCCUCCCAGUCAACCUCAGCAGAUAGAAACCACUCCUUAACCUUUUCUUCUUCUCCCGCUCGUGCUGAAAACCCGAGCUCUGGGUUUGUCACACGGGGCGGUGCGGGAUCGGAUGGACAGACAGGUGGAGGACCAGCGACUAACCACAACAACAGCCCUCAACUCUGGGUCUUCCUCUUGCUCUCUUUUCUUCUGUUUUUACAUGACGGUUUUAUCAACGUUUCCUCCUGUUUUGCAGUAUUACUUUUCAGUACACGCCGAAAAUUUUAUUGUGCUCGUCCUUACGGUCCAGCCUUGUGUGUUUGUUUGUUUUUUGGAGGGGGUUUUAUGUGUUGUCUUGACCCCCCCCCCCAAAAAAAAAAAACACACACCUCCAUUGUUCCACUUAACAAAGAACAGUUUUCCGUUUUGUGCAAUAUAUUUUUUGUAAGUAAAUGCUAAUUUAAUUUUGUGUUGAUAUUUAAAAGCUUUUUAUACAGUUACUUUAUUUUUGUACAUUUUUAUAAUUCUGUUUACAAAACGUUGUCCCAGGCAGCAUUUCUUACGUGUGUGUGUGUCUCAUCAGAUUGAGGUGGAACACCCCGCAAACUCGUGUACAGACGAGGUGUACUAAUAUGCCCUCUGGGACAUCAUCCCACCACCUCAAGAGGUAGUUUCGUUUCUGUGAAAGUGAGCCUGAAACGGCCUGGAGCAUCAGCUUUGCCACCACAUUUGUGUGUGUGUGUGUGUGUGUGUGUGUGUGUGUGUGUGUGUGUGUGUGUGUGUGUGUGUGUGUGUGUGUGUGUGUGUGUGUGUGUGUGUGUGUGUGUGUGUGUGUGUGUGUGUGUGUGUGUGAGAGAGAGAGAGAGACUGUGCUGUUGCCAUAUUUUGUCAGUCAGGAGAGGCUGUCUCGGCCUUCUGUCUCUCUCCUUCCCCAGAUGGGAGGCAGUUUGGUUUUUAAUUUAUUAUUUUUUUCUUUUUCGGAGUGCUUCCAACAGUGCCGGACUUCAGUGUGAGAGAAAUGCCGAUCAUUUUCGGUUCUUUUAUUCCACGUAGGAGGAUCGAGGCUCCAAAAGGCAACAGCUAAUAUGACUUGAAUUUGAACAUUGCAGUUUGGAUGCGAGAGCAGAAAGCUGCUGAUCCCAGAUCAGAGGGAUGUGUUUGUGUAAAUCUGGUCCCAGCGCUAAGGUCCAGCCCCCCCCCCCCCCCCCCCCCCUUCAGAGCUGCAAACAGCAGCGAUAAGGUUUUCUCUUUCGUGGUCCUGGUCAAAGUAGAAAGACGGAAAAGGUGGAGUCUUCCUGCACCAAGGACCCUAGUGAAAGGGGAUUCUAUUUUGAUUCCGUUAAGGAAUCUUGUGUACAUUUGAUUGCCAGGUACUUCCACUAAUUGUUUGAAAUGCCUUCCUUUGUGGUUACUCUUGUGUGUGCGUGUGUGUGUAUGUGUGUGUGCGCUGACACUUGCGCUCUCAGACAGGACGGUCAAAGUGUGCGACUUGCACAGAAUGUUACACGCACACACUGGUGUUCUUACUAUGCAAGUGGCUCAUUCAAAUGAUUGUGUCAACUCUUGUCUUUAUGUCGAGUUGUUUUUUUUGGGGGGGGGGGGGGGGUUUGUCAUCCGGGAAUCAACACUGUUUGGUAGACUGGAGUCGCGCUAGCUGACUGUCAGACUCACAAGCGCCCCCACUGGUGAGUUCUGCCCCUUGCCUGACCCCCCUUCAGCUCACUUUAUGAAGGUUUUGAUUUGUUGCCUAGACGUGGGGAUGCUGAUGUCAGUGGGUGGGCGGGGCUCCGUCCAGUAGGUGCCUGUGAGAUACAGGACAAAGUACUGCGACUUGCCACUGCAAGUUUUUAAGAAAAUGGGCAACAGCUCAUGAGCGGGUGCCCCCAGAGAGAGCGACUUGCACUCUGGGGACCAAAGUGUCCAUUGAUGUGUUUUUGUUUGUUUUUUGUUUUUUAACCGAGGCUGUUCACUACUGUAACUGUAACACUAUCUCUUUUUGGAGUCACGUUACCCCACUGUAAGACACGCAGGUUCCCUCAGUGGGGAAAUCCCCCCCCCCAUACUCAUUUUAUGAAGGUUAUGAUGUGUUGCGUAGAUAAGGGGGUGUCGGUCUCAGUGGGUGGGCGGGGCUCUGUGUGUUUUGGUGACAGUGAGACUUGAGAAAAACUACUGUGACUUUUUUAAUGAAACGGCUGACAGUUCAUGAGCAGGUGACCCCAGAGAGCGACUUGCACUCUGUAGGUGCACUUUGGAAGUGGCCAUUGUGUCGACCGGAGAUUUUCUUUUUUUUUCUUCUUCGUCGUCGUCUUUUUUUUUUUUUUUUUGUUACCCAAGACUGUGUUCACUACUGUUACACUAUGUAUCAUUUUGUGUUCUGUUGUAAUCUUUUUUUUGUAACCAUGGCAACUCUGACAUGUCAGUCAAAAGUGCACCUUCCAUCAGUUGAGUCUGCGAUAGUAGUUUUUCUAUUUUAGCUCAGUGGCUAAAGAGGCAGAGCAGGUAAUGAGCUGAUCAUCACGGCCAGCAGACAAAUUCACAUUUUAUGAUCUGAACCAGCCCCCGCCAAUGAAGGAAAAAAAACCCCACCCUGCUGUGGAUGAUGAUUUUCAUCUGUAGAGAGGUGAUCCCAGCAGCAUAUGAAAUACUCAUUCACAUGUAUUAUUAGUAAUUCUUUUAUAAAUUGGAGAAUAAGCCCGUGACCUGGCCGGCUCUCACAUGCUGUCAGGCUAAAGAUUCGAACCAGCGCUGAUCAGAGGAAACUGAUGACGGGGUGGGGGGGUGAUGUUGACUGUCGGAGUUGCCUGCAUCCACACAGCAAAGACGUGUCCGGUCCGUACGGAUCCAAACGUCUGUAUGUCUCAGCAAUCCAGUGUCACAUUCUGCGGCACUCUGUCUUCAUGUGUCCCAUUUGUCCGUCUCACAGCAAUGGACGCUGGUCUUGUGAUUGUGAUCUUAUCCACUUCUGUGAUUUUCCCCCCACACACACAUCCAGAUGAGGGCUAAAUGUCUUGGACUACUGAGAUUUUGGUGUAUAAAUGUACGUGUCGAUGCUGUGUGACCCUCCUCCCUUAAAGUCCACUGAGGGGGUUUUAAAGGUGACCCCCUGCAUCCUGGCUGAGUCAUGUAGGCAGUGGACCUCUUAGGACGAGUCGCCAACAGGUGGUGCAGAGAACCACUUAGUUUUUUUUCCUCCUGUGUGACAUUUUUAUGUAAAUAUAUUUUUUUUCUAUUUUAUUUUUUAAAUAAACAUUUUAA
Molecule: messenger RNA, 5624 nt
Organism: Thalassophryne amazonica
Lineage: Eukaryota; Metazoa; Chordata; Actinopteri; Batrachoidiformes; Batrachoididae
Gene: tent4a
Product: terminal nucleotidyltransferase 4A
Exons: 13
Coding region: 41-2413 (790 amino acids)
Biological process (GO): RNA 3'-end processing
Cellular component (GO): TRAMP complex; nucleolus
Molecular function (GO): poly(A) RNA polymerase activity; mRNA binding
Source: RefSeq, a predicted model, not a curated record